AUUGAAUGCGAAUGUUUCUCGCUAUGACGUUUAGGGGCAGUGAAAAUUGCAAUUGCUGUCACUGCCGACCCGGAACACGAUAGCGGAGCACCGCUGACAGCUCUGGCGUUACUUUUGAAGAUUGAAAUAACCUACGGAGCAAAAUGGGUGUCUUAUCCCUCUACAGAUAUGUAAUGUACGAUUUGGCUGAGAAAAGCAUAUUUAUAAUGAAACGUUGAAAGAUGGAAAGCAAACAGUUUUUGUGGAGGGAAUGGGAUUGGAAUAUUUUGUUGAAACAAGAGAGACGAGAGGAUGGUAUUUUUUUAAAAUUUAAACGCAACUCACAAACUGAAGUCCACGAUCCCCGAUGGAAAAACUAUUUUCUAGUCGAGACGCCUUGGCCAGUGCUGUUUAUUAUCUGCAAUUACAUUUACUUCGUGAAAGUGUGCGGACCUAAAUUUAUGAAGAAUAGAGAGGCAUUCAAAAUUGAAUGGCUAAUUAAAGUGUAUAAUACUGUGCAGAUAAUAUGGAAUCUGAACUUAUUUUUUUAUGUGUUCCGAAUAGCAUAUCAUGCUCAAUUUAUGGAAGAUUUUAACGCAUGGUGUCUUCCACUCAAUUGUUCUGAAGAUGAUGCGUUUUCAAUGAUGCUGUUUCAUGGCGGCAAUACAACGACUACAGGAAUUGUCAAUGGACUAAUUCAUGUUAUGAUGUACUCAUACUACCAAUUGGCUCUUCUGGGGUAUACUGUAUGGUGGAAGAAAUAUCUAACCCAGAUGCAAAUAAUCCAGUUUGUCAUCGUCUUCAUCCACAACCUUGCAGUAUUCUUUGUUAAGUCGUGCAACUAUGGUCUCUUCAUUACUCUUCUAACACUAGUACAAGCUAUAUACUUCAUCUACAUGUUUACCAAUUUCUACUUGAAGACUUACAGAAAAGAAAUUAAGAAAAAUUGAAUGUUAUCUACAGAAACUCCACGUUGAUGUACCAACACAAACGCAGACCUCGUUUGUCUGGAGCUUAGCUCUGCGGUAGGGAAGCGAUAUCAAUGACGAUGUUUUCAGAGCAUCGAUGUUUAUAUGAAUACGUUUUCAUAAAAACGACGAUGUAAUGAACAUCUAUUUUUAUGACAAUGUUGUUUUGUGCUCGACGUUUUUCGUGGUCGAUGUUUAAUGUUUUAAAGAAAUCCUACUUUCAUUCCAAAAAUAAUAUAACAGUUUUCAAAUAUUUAUAUAUUGAAUUUUUUUGAAUGAAGAGAGCAAGGUAGAGAAAUAAGUUAGACGAGUUUUUGUCAAUAAAUAUAGUAUAUUUUUUUAUUUAUCACAUCGGAUGGUAGAAGUUUUGUUAAUUGUUCUAAAUAUUUGUUGACUUUAUCAAUUACACAUUAAUGAGCAUGACCACUGUCAAAUUAAAUGCCUCUUUCGUGAACUUUUCAACUUACUAAGCAAAACAAAAACAUCGAUGUUAAAAAACAUUGUUAUUGGCGAUGUAUCAUUAGCCAGAUUGAUUCAUUUUGAACAUUAUGUUUUUGUGGCGAUGUCGCAUCCCCACUCAUCUCUGAGAGGACGUGUUUUCUCUGGGAAGUCAAGGGUGGAACCUGAAAAUCACGUGACAAAGGAAACUCAACAAUGCAGCAUUAAAGUGCAAAGCGGGAACUUACUCAAGGGGGAACGCGGGAAAAUUUGAAAACCAAGUGAACAAUCAGUACUGGCAUGACAAACUUUUUUUUAAUAUUUUUGUUCCUCGCAACCUACUAUGUAGUGUAAAAAAAUAUUGUAAUGCUGCAAAAAAUUAUAUUUUUUCUGUAAGAAGAGCUCAGUUUUUGGGCCCCAAAGACCUCAAAAAAUAUGUUUCUUCCUAUAUACAGCAAUAAAAGAGUAAUCAGAA
Molecule: messenger RNA, 1860 nt
Organism: Gryllus bimaculatus (two-spotted cricket)
Lineage: Eukaryota; Metazoa; Arthropoda; Insecta; Orthoptera; Gryllidae
Source: the annotation of a GenBank genome assembly